CUGAUUUAUUCCCGUGCGAGAGGAGCGGACGCAGGAACCCGCGGGUCUCAGCAUCUGUGCUUGUGUUCUUACCCGCGUCCCGCAGCAUGCCGCUCUCCCGUGCGCUGGCCGUGCUAUGCGGCGUGUUGCUUUGCGCCUCCGGCCUUUUCGCCGUGUCCGGUGACUUCUGUGACUCCAGCUUGUGCCAGAAUGGUGGGACCUGCCUGAUAAGCCAAGACAAUGAUGUCUACUGCCUCUGUCCCGAGGGCUUCACAGGCCUUGUGUGCAGUGAGACUGAGAAAGGACCCUGCUCCCCAAACCCUUGCUACAAUGAUGGUAAAUGCCAAGUGACUGAGAACACACAGCGAGGAGAUAUCUUCACUCAGUACAUCUGCCAGUGCUCUCUGGGCUACUCGGGCACCCACUGUGAGAUCAGCACCUCCUCUCCCAAAGCCACAUAUCCUGGGCAAGCCAUAGCUGAGGUGCUGAAGAAGAAGUUAUCCGGGGCUUCGUUCCCACCAGUGAAUGAGACCAUCUACUACAACCUGGAAGGAGACUACCUGUCCACCACAGCUGUCCCCAUCCCGGUCCCCAACCCUGGUCUUUCCAACAGUCUAGCCUCCAGUUGUACCUCAACACUGGGCAUGGAAGGGGGCGCCAUUGCUAACUCACAGAUUUCCGCCUCAUCUGUGUACGUGGGUUUCCUGGGCGUUCAGCGCUGGGGCCCAGAACUGGCUCGUCUGCACAGCUCAGGGCUGGUCAAUGCAUGGACAGCCAGUGAUUAUGACAGCAAGCCCUGGAUCCAGGUGAACCUCCUUCGGAAGAUGCGGGUGUCAGGUGUGAUUACGCAGGGUGCCAGCCGCGCAGGGAGAGCAGAAUACCUGAAGACCUUCAAGGUGGCUUAUAGCCUAGACGGACUCAAGUUCAAGUUUAUCCAGAAUGCAAGUGGAUCUGGAGACAAGGUGUUUUGGGGGAACAUGGACAACAACGGCCUGAAGGUUAACAUGUUCAGUCCCUCUCUGGAGGCACAGUACAUCAGGCUGUACCCUGUUUCGUGCUACCGAGCCUGCACCCUUCGCUUCGAGCUUCUGGGCUGUGA
Molecule: messenger RNA, 1078 nt
Organism: Cricetulus griseus (Chinese hamster)
Lineage: Eukaryota; Metazoa; Chordata; Mammalia; Rodentia; Cricetidae
Source: RefSeq, a predicted model, not a curated record